Messenger RNA from Blastocystis hominis, 438 nucleotides. RefSeq lists its product as hypothetical. Lineage: Eukaryota; Bigyra; Opalinata; Blastocystidae. The record is from RefSeq and is a predicted model, not a curated record. Bases 1 to 435 code for a protein of 144 amino acids. The transcript has 4 exons.
AUGUACCCUAACGCGGGGAAUGAGAUUCACAACGCCACGACCGUGGAGAACAGGGAGCUGAAGCGGCAAGAACAGCCCCUGGCACGAGACAUUGCGAAAUUGCCAAAACUAAGCGCAUUCACACCUACGGAUCAUCAGCAAGAUGUUCCGUCUGAGAUUUCUGAAAAGAUCAAGUUUGAAGAGGGAACUCUGCCAAUUGAGACAUGCAGCAAACCGUCGACUGAUGAGCUUGUUCUUAAUGCGGAAGAAGAGCUCGACCUGACGAAGUUGAUGCAAGCAGCGAUGAUCUUUCCUGCUGAUCCGCAAGAACUUCCUCUCGACCCUGAGAACUCGGUCGAGGACUCGGUCGAGGACUCUUCCGACGACCGUCUUGAGGACGCAGCACUUAAGCAAUUGCCUUUAGAGCCUCUUUCCGAGAGUGAUUUCAACCUGUAAUCU